AUGGUUCAUAUAGCUACGUCUGCAGUAAAUACUACUCGUCACUUAUCCACGGUUCAUAUAGCUACGUCUGCAGUAAAUACUACUCGUCACUUAUCCACGGUUCAUAUAGCUACGUCUUUAGUAAAUACUACUCGUCACUCAUCCAGGGUUCGUACAACUCCUUGUCUUCCGUUCACAGUAUCAGAUAAUCGAUCUUUUUAUGAACGUGAAUAUCCUCAAACGAAUUUACCUCGACGAUUAUCAAAUUCAUCGUAUCAUAAUGUUCUACAUCAACUUCGUUCUCUUCGUUUAAUUGUCGUAGCAUGUGCUCGUAAUGUUGAAUCAGAUAUUAAAAAGUAUCGAUCUCGUAUUGAACCAAUUCUUGAUCUCUUUCAUUCAUCAUCUCGUAUUCUUAUUUGCGAAAGUGAUUCAAAUGAUAAAACUAUAGAAAAACUUUAUCAAUGGUCUCGUGCACAAGUUUAUACAUAUGGUAAUAUGAUGAAAUCGUAUCCAGGACGUACUGAUCGUCUUGAAUUUUGUCGCAAUACACUGAUUAACAAAACACACGAUCUGAAAGCUGAUUAUAUCUUAGUUACCGAUAUAGAUAUGUUUCGUACUACAGUUCCUUCUUUUCUUUCUAAUUUCCGAUAUAAUAUAGACGAUUGGUCAGUAAUGACAGCAUCGUCAAGCGAUCCAUAUUAUGAUAUUUGGGCAUUACGUACAUUAUCUGAUUCAAUUAUGAAUUAUGAUAUAUGGCAUCGAAUAUGGGAUUUAAGAAAACCUGGUAAAAACUAUUGUUAUGAAACACUUGUGAAUCUAAUUGUUCGUGUUCAUCAAAAACGUAUUCCGCUUGAAUAUGGUUUAAUUGAAGUACGCUCAGCUUUUGGUGGUGCUGGAUUAUAUAAAGCGAAUUCAACAUAUACAUGUCAAUACGAUGGAGAAGGUAAUACUUGUGAACAUAUAGAAUUUCAUUUAUGUAUACGAGAACAAAAUCACGGAAGAAUUUUUAUUAAUUCUGCAUUUCAAGUUUUUUAA
Molecule: messenger RNA, 1014 nt
Organism: Adineta steineri
Lineage: Eukaryota; Metazoa; Rotifera; Eurotatoria; Adinetida; Adinetidae
Source: the annotation of a GenBank genome assembly